Molecule: messenger RNA, 4399 nt
Organism: Chlamydomonas reinhardtii
Lineage: Eukaryota; Viridiplantae; Chlorophyta; Chlorophyceae; Chlamydomonadales; Chlamydomonadaceae
Exons: 10
Coding region: 370-3060 (896 amino acids)
Biological process (GO): protein import into nucleus
Cellular component (GO): cytoplasm; nucleus
Molecular function (GO): nuclear import signal receptor activity; small GTPase binding
Source: RefSeq, a predicted model, not a curated record
GGGAGAGCCCAGUCAGAGGCGUUCAAUUUGAGCGGCCCCAUGCAGAGGCGCGCCAAGCGCGACCGACAGCCGCAAACAGGCGAAGCUUUCAUACUCAUUCCCAUACGCAUUAGGUAGGCCGCAGAGUGGACGGCACAAGUACUCCUACCUCGUCAGGCGCUGCAUAGGAUCUUAAACUCGCGGGCAUUUGCUUGUCUAAACUCUCCGACCCCACCUGCGCUCCUACUGAGGCUGUACUUGCUGCCUACCUGAUCACAAACUUGGAGGUAGCUUUACAGAAGCCGCUUUCGCCGUGUUUGUGUCGAUCCGAAGCUUUGCGCCCAAGCCGAUUCUGACCAGAGCCAGAGCUCUGCCAACUUCCUUAUAGUCAUGGCUGCCGUCGUCGAUCUGUCGGCGGCGCUGGCCGCGACCUUCAGGCCGGAUGCCAACAUCCGCCAGCAGGCAGAGCAGCACCUGGACCAGCUGAAGCAGACGAACUUCCCUAGCUACCUGGCGAGCAUCACCAACGAGCUGGGCAAUGAGGAGCGCCCAGACGACGUCCGCCAGGCAGCUGGUCUCCAGCUUAAGAACUCGGUCGAUGCCAAGGACGCUGCCCGCCGCACGGACCUGAUGAACAAGUGGAUGAGCACAGACGCACAGCUCAAGCAGCACAUCCGCGACGUCCUGCUGCGGUGCCUGCACUCUCCGAAAGGAGAUGUGCGGAAGACCACGGCGCUGGUUAUUGCCAAAAUUGCGGGCAUCGACCUGCAGGCUAAGGAGUGGCCCAACCUCAUUCCAUCGCUGCUGAACAACAUGGGCGCGCAGCCGCCCGCGCCGGUCGGGACCCGGCAGGCCACGCUCAUGACCCUGGGCUACAUCUGCGAGGAGGUGGACGAGUCGCUGCUCUCCCCGGAGAACGUCAACAUGAUCCUGACCGCCGUGGUGGCGGGCAUGGGCCCCGGCGAGCCGGACGAGCCGCGCCUUGCGGCUAUCCGCGCGCUCACCAACGCCAUCCACCUGGCGAAGAACAACUUCGAGGUGGAGAACGAGCGCUCCUACCUGAUGCAGGUGGUGUGCCAGGGCACGCAGGCCGCCAGCGAGCAGAUGCGCGUGGCGGCAUUCCAGUGCCUGCAGAACAUCGCCGACAACUACUACCCCAAGCUCCAGGCCUACAUGACGGAGCUGUACGGCAUGACCACCAAGGCCAUCAAGGAGGACAAUGACGAGGUGGCCACGCAGGCCAUUGAGUUCUGGAGCACCGUGGCUGAGUACGAGCUGGAGCUGCUGGACGACGGCAAGGACGACGAGUGCAAGAACUUUAUCGUCAGCGCCGCCGACUACCUGCUGCCCAUCCUGCUCGAGUGCCUCACCAAGCAGGACGAGGAGGCGCUGGACGACGAGGGCGCCUGGAACCGCGCCAUGGCCGCCGGCUUCUGCGUCAAGCUGCUGGCGCGCAUCUGCAGGGACCGCAUCGUGCCGCAGGUGAUGCCGUUCAUCACCGCCAACAUCUCGGCGCAAGACUGGCACUUCCGCGAGGCGGCCACGUUUGCAUUCGGCUCCAUCAUGGAGGGCCCCUCCGUGGCCUCGCUGGAUGCCUACGUGCGCCAGGGCCUGUCCUACCUGGUCAGCGCGCUUAAGGACCCGCACCGCGUCGUCCGGGAGACCACCGCCUGGGCUCUGGGCCAGGUGUUUGAGCAGGUUCACGGCGCGGAGGCGGAGGGCGCGGCGCCCAUUGUGAGCAAGGAGAUGCUGCCGGGCCUGCUGACCGCGCUGGUGGAGUCGCUGAAGGACGAGCCGCGUGUGGCUUACUACGUGUGUGACGCCAUCCGCCUGCUGGCGCUGGGCUUCAACACCGGGGAUGCGGACACCUCGCCGCUGUCGCCUUUCCUGAAGGACCUGAUCCAGAAGCUGUACGAGGCGGCGGAGGUGUUCCGCAACCACCCCUCCCAGGAGAACAGCGGGAAAGCGCAGAUCGCGGCGUACGAGGCCAUCAACGACCUUGUCCGCACCAGCGCGCGCGACACGUUGGAGUUCGUGGGCACGCUGCUCACGGUUGUGCUGAACGCCAUCAACGCCAACCUGGCGGUGCCGCUGGGGUCGCAGCAGGCGGCGGAGAAGAUGGCGACGCUGCAGGGCCAGUUCUGCGGCAUGCUGCAGGUCUGCAUGGAGCGCCUCUGCCGCAGCGAGGACGCGCGCGCGGCGCUGGUGCCGUACCGGGACCAGAUCAUGGAGACGUUGCUCAAGGUGCUGACCAUGACCCAGGGCGGCGCGGGCGUGCACGAGGAGGCGAUGCUGGCGGCCGGCACCUUCACCGUGGCCACCGGCCCCGACUUUGACAAGUACCUGCCGCAGUUCAUGCCCUUCAUCCGCGCCGGCCUGCAGGACCACACCGCCUGGCAGGUGUGCCUAUCCACGGUGGGUGUGCUGGGCGACGUGUGCCGCGCCGUGAGCGCCGCCAUCUGGCCCUACUGCGACGAGCUGGUGUCCAUCAUCCUGGCCAACCUGGGCUCGCCCACCGUGCACCGCAACAUCAAGCCCGAGCUGCUCACGGUCCUGGGCGACAUGGCGCUGGCCAUUGAGGGCCAGUUCGCCAAGUACCUGGACGCCGUGCUCACCAUCCUGCGCCAGGCCAUGGGCAUGAGCGUGCAGAUGGUGGCCGCCAACGAUUACGACACCUACGACUACAACAACAUGCUGCGCCGCGGCAUCAUCGACGCCGUCAGCGGCAUCGCGCAGGGCCUGGGCGACGACAUGGUCAAGAACACGCCCGCCGGCGCCGCCUCGCGCGACCGCCUCACCGCCGAGCUGCCCGCCGUGUUCGCCUUCGUGUCCUCCGUCGGCGGCGACAAGACGGCGGGCGACGGCUGCUACGACGAGGACGUGGCGCGCGCCGCCAUCGCGCUGCUGGGCGACCUGUGCAGCGUGCUGCCGGCCGCCGGGCCGGGCCUGGCGCAGCAGCCCAGCAAGGACUGGACGCUGCUGGUGCAGUACGUGAUUCAGUGCGGCGACGACUCGCUGUCCGGCAACAACGUCAGCUGGGCCAUCGACCUGCUGAAGAAGGCCACCGGCAUGGCCAUGUAAGGUGUGGACUUGGAUUCGGAAGAGCUCGAGGCAUGCCGGACGCCGCGGUGGGGACGCGAUGCGGUGCGCAGCUGAGGCGGGAGCGGCGCCUGGAGCAGAGUCACAGCCUUGGUGGCGCGCGCGGGUAGCCAGAGGCGGCAGCAGCAGCCGGAGGCGGCAGUUUUUUUUUUAUCGAAGCCGAGCAGCGCUGGGCGACGGAGCCGCGCGUCCAGAGGUUUAAGAAACGUCCAGGUGGUGAGGCGGGCGAGAGAUAGGGUGGGUCGGGUGCGGAGGUUAGGAGCAGCGUUGCGUGCAUAUGGGUGUGCUUGUGUCCGUUCCUGUGCGGUGAAGCGCGUGUGCGUGGGUGUAUGUGUUCGCGGCGUGCUCCAGCAUCGCUAGGACGAUGCAGGAGGCCGCGGCACAGGAAGGCGGAGUGCCGCGUUGCAGGAGCCCAACCGGCAGCGCUGACGCAGGACGGUGUGUGUGGGGCGUGUGUCGCGGGGGCCAAUGUCCCAGCGGGAUGAUGCGGCUGUGGCGAUGGGGUGGGCCGAUGAGGGAGUAGGGGGAAGUCCAUUGCACACGCGGAGCAGGCGAUGAGCCGAAGGCUCGAGUCCGUGCAGGAGGAUAGGUCGUAGCAGGAAUGACUAGAUGAAGCAACGCGCUUAGCUGUGGAGGCGCGGUGGAAUGCAGAGGAAUUAGGAUAGGCGAGGUCUUGGCUGGGGGCAUAAAGAGCGAGAGAGCGAAGUGGGCGGGGGACUGAACCAACAAAUUGGAGAGCGCAUGUGUUUGGGUAUGUGGGUGUGCGUCACAAUGCUUUGGAGUGCGGGGCUUGUUGCGUCGAAUGUACGUCGAGCUCGGGAGCCGGGCAGAUGUCAAGAACGGGGGUGGAGGUGCGUUCACUCGUAGCGUGUAACCGUGCAGUGCCGUGCGCGUCCGUGCUAGUAAGAGCGUAUGAGGACUGAGCGUGCGUGCGUGUGCCCUGGCGAUACACAACGGUACACAGGAGAGGUGAGGCUAUCAGCGCAUGGACGGAAUGUAAUGCGCACAGUUCCACGCCAUGUUCCAUCACGAGCUGCACGCUAGUGCUCGUCUACACAGCUCAUCCGUGGACGCCGGUCGACUGCCUGCAGGUGCGCAUCGGCUAUGCUAUCCGCGCGGUGUGGCGUCGCAUUGAGUCUGUGUGGUGCUAUCGCCUUGGCCGGGCGCCCGGAGCGUGAGGAAUGCGCGUCAGCAAAACAUCGACACAACCUGCCAGCUACCGUCGGUACAGUAACAGCGCGCGAACGACGCACCAAUGCCUUGUCCCUUCUUGCUACGCAUUUAUGUGGGCACGGGUGGGAGCCACACACAUCGGGACUAC